This is a messenger RNA of Pygocentrus nattereri (red-bellied piranha), 2161 nucleotides long. RefSeq names its product tachykinin precursor 3b (gene tac3b). Lineage: Eukaryota; Metazoa; Chordata; Actinopteri; Characiformes; Serrasalmidae. The record is from RefSeq and is a predicted model, not a curated record. The transcript has 6 exons. Bases 843 to 1196 code for a protein of 117 amino acids. Gene Ontology annotation, biological process: positive regulation of blood pressure; tachykinin receptor signaling pathway.
GCCCAAUACUGGUGACUUAUCUGGUAAGCUCUCAAUAUUUGGCUACAUUAACAUAGUUGGUAAAUUGGUAAGUCUAACCCCAGUGUUAACCUCAGUUACCUCAACGAAAACGUCUGGGUCUUUUGCUGAUGAAAGCAAAGUUUUCUUCUGCAAAAAGAAAUCUUGAGGACGUUUCCGUCAUCUUUGGGGCAGAGCACUAAAGACAACGGUGCGUCAUUCCACUUUGCCCAAAGCGACACCCCUUCCUAUCCAGGCAAACCCCGCCCUUUGUGGAAAGUUUUGCUGGCACUGAGCAGACUGCUUACUGGUCAGCCUAUAUCGACGUAAAACUAAUGAAUUCCUCUUUCUAUUAGACCUGUAGUCGGUCCUAAUCGAUCUUUCCACACUUCGCUGGUUUAAAACGAACUCCUAGCGAGUCUUAACGCAGUGGGCGGGGCUUGUCUGGAUACGAGUGGAAAAGAAAGUCACUUGCUCCGCCCAGAGUGACGCAAGCAGAUUCCACAAAUAAGGGGAGCGCGCGCUUUAACUCAUCAGCUCCAACAGUGGGAGAUACUGAAGUUCAGCAGCAGCCUGGCCGUCCGCCCCCUUCAGAAGUAUUAAGGGGAAAUACUCAAAUGCUUGGUCAGCUGCGUGACUUGUUGCUCUCCACUGGUUGCUCCUGUCCGCAGGUUAAGGCGUCAGUCUGAUCGGUUUCAGUUUAGCAUAUUUUCAGAUCGUCCCGAAGAGGGCUGUCUCAGCGGUGAGCUCGUUUGUCUUGUAGUUCAGUUUUAAAGGAACGAGCAAACAGCUGUUUUCUGAUCACUUGUUUGAGAGACGCACGUGGAGCUGAGGAGAGCGCGAGGAUGGCUGCAGGCUGGCGUCUCGCGCUGCCGUGGCUGCUGCUGCUCGCGCUGUCUCGUCCUGGGAGCUCGAGAUCUGCGCUGGGCUACUUCACCCUGCAGGACAGUGCUGGCUCCCUGUCUGGGCGUGUAGAGAGGCAAUAUGAUGACGUAGACUAUGACAGCUUCAUCGGCCUAAUGGGUAGAAGGAGCACAGGUGCAGAUGCUGUGCCACAGCUCAGAAGGGACAUGGAUGACAUCUUUGUUGGACUGCUGGGUCGGAGAAGCUCAGACUCAGGUAUCCCUCCAGGGAGAGGAGACGGAAGAGGCAGCUUUAUCAUGAAAAACAGAAAGCUCAGAUUUCAGCGUGCUCUGUAAAGCCCUUACUCAUCACUUGAAACACAUCGGCGUGACAAGGACAACCCAACAUGAGAGCUACAUCUGUUUGAUAUAUUUAUUAUUUGUGGCAUGUUAUUGUGUAAAUUUAUCUAAAUGUAGAGACUAUUACGCUUUUUCUUUUUGAAAUUCCUGAUAGGUUUUCUGGUCUGUAAAGGACUAUUCAGCAGUUUCAGAUAAGAUUUAGUUUUUUAUUUAUUCCUGAAAUGGAUUUCUGUAUCUGUAUGGUGGUUAAAAAGGUCCUUAACCUACACUGUCUAAAUAAUGAAUGUGUUCCAUUGUAACCGGGUAUCUACUUCAGUGAUAUUCAAGUUUAAGGAAAGAUCGUUUUCUAUGAUGACAUAUACAAGAUCCAGGAUCAUCUGUGCCAACUUGAAUACCAACCUGCUAUAAAGCAAUUAUCAAAAUUCUUCAUAAAAGCAAAGCAAUUGAAAGGAAUACUUAAAGCAUUUUUCAGCUUAAUCUCUAUCUGUUGUAUAUGCAACCUCUGGUCAACUACCACAGAAAAGAACAGAAAAAUCACUUCAAAUACACUUACUGUAGAAGCCAGUGAACAAGUGCUGAAUCAUCAGCCCAUUCCCUUCUAUUGUAAAUGCCUUUAAAAUCACUGACUUUUCCAUUCCUUUACUACAUACAGGGAAACGCUUUAAAAUCACUGUCCAUGGUAAUCAACUCUGUGCUAAAGAUAAAGCAGAUAGAGAUUAGGCUAAAAGGGAAAGAACAAACAAAAUUACUGUAAAAUAAGUCUUUAUUCAAUAUGCUGGUCAUUGUACUUCACUGAAUUCAUUGUUCAUUUUCUCCCAUGAACUGUUCACACCAGUCAAUCUUUAUUCUAUAAAUAAAGACUGCUCUGAAGUUACCGUACAUAAUUCCCUUUUACACACACAAAUCACAGAGGAAGGGACCUCUGUACCUUUGGAUUAGAGAGCAAGAAACUCAUAUGAUAA